AUGGGCGCCGCAGGAACACUAAUCCUGUCACCCAGGGCGACAGAGCACAGCCCCCGGAGCAAAGCCCAUCUUCCAUUUGCUUUCCCUUCCUUUCUGGGAAAGCCGAGCUCCCCUAACGUAUACGGUUGCAUUAUUUUCCUGCCUCGCCGAGUCGCUGGCCCCUCUCUGACUUCUCCCGGGAUCCGCUCGGUCGUGCGGGCCCCGCCGCAGACAGGCGGCCAGGACGGGCGUCUCGGUGCCUCCACGCCCCAUUCCCCCCCAGCGCUCCCGCCGGCCGCUGCCCGCUCCCAGGCCGGGGCCCCCGCGGGCACUGACGCGCUGGGGGAGGAGCGGUUUCUCGCUGCGUGCCUCUCAGGAGCAUUACGGCAGGGCUCGUUCCCGGCUCGGGCCGCCAGCCUCAGCCUCCCGGGUCCGGAGCUGGGACUGGCGGAGGCCGCGAGGGAAGGAGCGCGAGCGAGGAGCCACGCGCCGCCCGUCCGCGCCCAGACCGCCGCUGCCGCCUCCGCAGCCAUGGCCGAGCGCCGCGCCUUCGCCCAGAAGAUCAGCAGUUACCCAGCGUCAACCAUGGUCCAGAAGCCCACGAUCCUCUUUCUGACAUACUGUCAGAGGUGAAUAGCAGCCUGACUCUGCAUCACAGUGCCUCUGUCAUUCCUCUCACUUCAUCUCAUCACGUAGGCAUUUCACCAUCUCACAGCAUCACAGGAAGGUGUAAUAUCCUCUGGUCCAUCUAUGUUGUCA
Molecule: messenger RNA, 738 nt
Organism: Manis javanica (Malayan pangolin)
Lineage: Eukaryota; Metazoa; Chordata; Mammalia; Pholidota; Manidae
Source: RefSeq, a predicted model, not a curated record